Messenger RNA from Xyrauchen texanus (razorback sucker), 1271 nucleotides. RefSeq names its product lipopolysaccharide-induced tumor necrosis factor-alpha factor homolog. Bases 324 to 815 code for a protein of 163 amino acids. NCBI's taxonomy places the organism in Eukaryota, Metazoa, Chordata, Actinopteri, Cypriniformes, Catostomidae. The record is from RefSeq and is a predicted model, not a curated record. The transcript is spliced from 4 exons. Gene Ontology annotation, molecular function: zinc ion binding.
ACGGAACUUGAGGGAACCGAAGAGUGACAAGUUCCAGUUUUUUUUUAAUCAUAAUCAGUAAUUAAUCGCUACUCGUGUAUACUUUACACGCAUUUAGUUAUACAUAUUUACACAAUAUACAGCAAAUUUUCCCCCGGCGAUUGUCAUUGCUAAGUUUAAUAAUCGUUGGAGAGACUUGAACCCACCAUCAGUGCUGCGGAAAUACAUCAAGUGCGUAACAAAUCUAAGAAACAGGAAACGUCUUGAUCUCGUGGGAUUGUGUUCACAAGACGCGAACAGACACUGUUGUUGUCAUUUAUAUUACUUUAAAGCACCGAAGGCAAAUGGCAAGCGCACCUCCAAUGGAGACAACAACACUUGUGGGCCACCCACCACCACCCCCUUCCUAUGAGGAGACAAUAGGUACAAGCCCACACUACCCACCAGGAGGACCGAUGCCAUAUCCUCCAGUUGAUGCAAAAGCAUCUCUGCCUCCGUAUCCGACACAAGCCUAUGGCCAGAUGUAUCCACCACCCCUUCAAGCUCAACCUGUCACCACCAGCCCUGUUGUGGCUGUGCAGACUGUAUACAUGCAGUCUGGUCUGGUGUUUGGAGAUAUUCCUGUGCAGGCACAUUGCCCAGUGUGCACACAGAAUGUGGUAACUCGCCUUGAGCAUUCAUCAGGAGCGUUAGCCUGGCUCUCUUGUGCAGGCCUGGCCAUUUUUGGUUGUAUCUAUGGGUGUUGCCUGAUUCCCUUCUGUGUGGACAGUUUGAAGGAUGUGACACACCACUGUCCAAACUGCAACAGUAUUUUAGGAGUCCACAAGAGACUCUAAAGCAGUUGCAUGAAGUAGUUGCUGAGCAGUUGUGUAAUAUACUGCUCUUAAUUUUGUUUGAUAAAGGAAAAAAUACAUAUAGGCAUAUGUAUGCAUAUAUAUUCAUACAUAUAGUAUACACACAUUUAUGUCAUAAAUAAGGGUCUGAAUGUAUACUAACUGAUUUUCACGAAGGGCUAGAUUGGGUUUUGAUUAUUUAAUCACAUUGUAAUAUUUUCACACAUUCACAUUUGUAAUAAGAACAUCUGUAACACAACUAGUUUAUGCAUAAUUAUUGCUGUUAUGAAAUUAUAACCUCUUUAUACUGUUACCAACUUCGUGACUAAAUAUUAUGAAUAUGUUCUCUGUUAAAACACCAAAAGUGCAUUUAAUUUAAAUUUGACUUGCUCAAAUAUUGUGAAGGCAUGGUACUGCAUCAAAAUGAAUAAAAGUCACUAUCAGUUUCAUGAACCAAAC